This is a messenger RNA of Myotis brandtii (Brandt's bat), 2569 nucleotides long. It is a transcript of the gene DLX3, whose product is annotated as distal-less homeobox 3. The coding region runs from base 1 to 1077 and encodes 358 amino acids. Gene Ontology annotation, biological process: regulation of transcription by RNA polymerase II; epithelial cell differentiation; embryo development. Gene Ontology annotation, molecular function: DNA-binding transcription factor activity, RNA polymerase II-specific; RNA polymerase II cis-regulatory region sequence-specific DNA binding. The record is from RefSeq and is a predicted model, not a curated record. NCBI's taxonomy places the organism in Eukaryota, Metazoa, Chordata, Mammalia, Chiroptera, Vespertilionidae. The transcript has 7 exons.
AUGUACGAGGAUGCUGACAGCAAUAUUCAUGGUACCCCAAACAGGAAACUCCCCAAAUGCCCAUCAACCGUAGAACAGACAAGAUGCAGUGGGCGGCACUGGUCCCACUACAUCCUCCUGGAGCCUCACCACCCUGAACCAGCAGGUGCCCGCCCAGCGGCUGGUGGCUCCAGUAUGGCUGGCCUGACAGGCCCCUUUCAGGCCAUCGUGGCCUCUGGCUCCUUCGAUCGCAAGCUCAGCAGCAUCCUCACCGACAUCUCCAGCUCGCUGAGCUGCCAUGCGGGCUCCAAGGACUCGCCCACCCUGCCCGAGUCUUCCGUCACCGACCUGGGCUACUACAGUGCCCCCCAGCACGACUACUACUCGGGCCAGCCCUACGGCCAGACGGUGAACCCCUACACCUACCACCCCCAGUUCAACCUCAACGGGCUCGCGAGCACGGGCGCCUACUCGCCCAAGUCGGAAUAUACCUACGGGACCUCCUACCGGCAGUACGGAGGGUACCGGGAGCAGCCGCUGCCCGCCCAGGACCCAGUGUCGGUGAAAGAGGAGCCGGAAGCCGAGGUGCGCAUGGUGAACGGGAAGCCCAAGAAGGUCCGCAAGCCGCGCACCAUCUACUCCAGCUACCAGCCUCACGCAGACACAGCCCUUGGAAGCCCUUGCCUGUGGGCUGGCCUGGGCUGCGGCUGCCUGCGUGGGGCCCCGGCCGCCGGGAAUCUGGGUCACCCGGUGAAAAUCUGGUUUCAGAACCGCCGCUCCAAAUUCAAGAAGCUCUACAAGAACGGGGAGGUGCCCCUGGAGCACAGCCCCAACAACAGCGACUCCAUGGCCUGCAACUCGCCUCCGUCACCCGCCCUCUGGGACACCUCCUCCCACUCCACUCCGGCCCCUGCCCGAAGCCAGCUGCCCCCGCCGCUCCCGUACAGUGCCUCCCCCAGCUACCUGGACGACCCCACCAACUCCUGGUAUCACGCACAGAACCUGAGCGGACCCCACUUACAGCAGCAGCCGCCUCAGCCGGCCACCCUGCACCAUGCCUCGCCGGGGCCCCCGCCCAACCCUGGGGCUGUGUACUGAGCACCCACCUGGCCUGAACCUCCCACGAAGGACUCCCGGGACCAGACAGAAGGCGUCUCUGUCCUCGCCGACACUCAGGAAUCAUCGAGGAGCACCGGGGGAAGGGAACGCCCCUUCCCCUGCCCUUGUCCCUUCCUCCAGGGACCCAAGAGCUCCAGAUGAAAUUUGCAUGGGCCACGGAUGUCCCCCCGAACCUCUGUCCCCCUGCCUAGACACUGGGGUACCCUUCCAGAUGCUGGGACACUCCCCUCCAGCCGGGACAGGUGUCCUCCUUCUGUCCCAGGUGCCUGGAUUGGCUUUACGUGGCUUGUCACCUUGCCGCCUCUAACACUUAGUACUUGUUUCCCAGACUGGAGACCGUGGGGGCUGGGGGACUGGGGAGUGUUUGCCGGUCGGGCCUGGUCUGGGACACCAGGCAUUGUGGGUGCCGGGGCCUGCCAGGCCUGGUUCCUCCUACGUGAACUGUGGCCCCCUCUUCCUGAGCAUCCCCGCUGCCAAAGAGACAUUGGACGUGGAGACUGGGACUCAGGGUGGGACCCCAGCCAGCCCCCGCCCCGCACUUGCAGCCCUUGUUUAAGAUUUGAGGGUCAAAGCAAGGAAAGUGGGGGGGGGAUAUUUUAAUAAUUGGGGCGUCAGAGGGAAGAACUCCAGGAGUCAUCUCCCUCCUCUCCCCGCUCUGGUGGGAGAGGAGCGGUGGGUCUUAGAAGUCUUUCCUAAGGACCCAUUUCUUCUUCUGUGUACAGGACUUUGCACAACUUUGGUUUUAAAAGCUGUUGAAAAAUAGGAAAACAAAGGGCAUUGUUAACAGAUAGGAUCAAUCUCCCCUCGGUAGGCACCUCUGCGCUGCCCCCCCACCUCUUCCUCUCCCCCCACCCCUCUUCUUCUCCUCCAGUAAGCUGGCAGUUUUGGUGCCAAACCCCAAGUCUCCAAGGAGACAUACCAGGCAAGACAAACCCCAAAACACCCCCUUUCCGGUGGCCUUGGAAACGGAGUGCAUGGGGUGAAGUGCACAGGAGAGGGGGGGUUGUAGCUUGGUGCCUUGAGGGGUGAGGGGGUAGCUAUCGGAGGGCUGGUGGCACUGCCCCUCCUGGCCCAGACAUCCCCCCAGAGCUAACUUUCCUCCACCCCUGAUGUGGUCAACCCUUGCAGAAGAGGAGAGGUAGAAGACUGUAGCUAUAUAUAUAUAUAGUCUGUAUUUUUCUAAGAGCAACAGAAAGAGCUGCCUCCUCCCUGUGUGGUUUCCUAUUUAUGUGGCCCUUUCCUCCUGGAUGUACCUGCCUGUGCGUCGUGAGCUGCGAGACACAGGGAUGGGCUCUGGCUGGAUUGGGGUUCGGUGGGGGGUGCAGAAAUGAGAAGAGAAAUGCUGGAUCUCCAACAGUCCCACCCAGGGGGGCAGGAACGGAGCCAGCUCCCACUCCCUCCCAGCCUUCUCAUUUCUGCUUUCUUACUGGACCAUCUUUAUAUGUAAUGUUAAUAAAAAAGAAGGAAAUAA